Corythoichthys intestinalis (scribbled pipefish) is the source of this 4966-nucleotide messenger RNA. RefSeq names its product RNA-binding protein MEX3B-like. The record is from RefSeq and is a predicted model, not a curated record. Bases 677 to 2587 code for a protein of 636 amino acids. The transcript has 4 exons. Gene Ontology annotation, molecular function: RNA binding. NCBI's taxonomy places the organism in Eukaryota, Metazoa, Chordata, Actinopteri, Syngnathiformes, Syngnathidae.
UGAGCGAUCUAACAAUAAUGCUUGUUUUUAAACGACAAUAAAAGGAUGGCGGUCCAUGUGAGUGCGUGAGAGACAAUGGCAAUGACAGCAACCGUGGCUUUGGUGGAUGCUCUACACCCCAUCGCCGCAUGUGGCCUUUGAACCCAUUGUUGUGUCGCGGCUGACGUCAGUGCCGUCGGAGCGAGCGAGCGGCGUACGCCUGGCGAGACAAAGGCGGCGGUGAGGAGCCACUAGAGCGGGCUGCGCCGGAGAGAGCGAACGGGGUCACGGAGCUCCCAAAGCAAGCCCACUUUGUUUUUUUUUGGGACCACCGACGAAUCAGCAACGGGUUUGGCGUUUUCCCAACCAUGAAGACGCUCUCAGGAAUAUCCGCACAGAGACAGCACUCGGCGUGCUUUUAACGUGUUUUCUUUUGUAUAACUCUCUUUUAACGCCCCCCACCCUAGUUUUAGCGUGCUAGGCGGCUAACGUGUUAGCUCUAAAAAAGAAGGCUGCUCCUCCUCCCUCCUUCUUCCUCCUCUUCUUCUUCCCGGCUUACUUUCUCAUCUGUUCCUGAAGGAACAAGGCGGCGUCCAAGCGGGGGAGAGCGAGUCGACAAAGUGAGGAUAAAAAGUGGGGCAAGCUCACUCCCGAAAAGCACGCAUCCGUCAUCUGAUGUGAGAUCCACGGAGAGACUAUGCCUAGCCCUUUAUUCCACCCGGACAUAAUGGACCACGACGUGGUGAUCAGCAGCCAGCACAACGGGGUCGGUCUCCCCCGAGAAACGGAGCAGGAGUCCCGGGACGAGGACCACCAGGAGGUGCUCCGCUUCGCCCUGGACCAACUGUCACUCAUGGCGCUGGAAAAGGUGGACUGUGGUGGCGGAGGAGGCGGCGGCGGGCUGGCCGACACCCUGGACGGGAGUCAGGCCCCCGCCUCGGAGGGCUACGCGGACCUCCAAAUGUCCCGGGACUCGCCGACGUCCUGCUCGCCGUCCCCGGAGUACUACGGCUCGGGCGGCUACCACAUGGCCGGCGGCUCGCACCCGAUGCUCCACGGGGAACAAAGCUCCUCCGUCCUCUGCAACCGAAAGAGAAGCGUCAACAUGACCGAGUGCGUGCCCGUGCCGAGCUCCGAGCAUGUGGCGGAGAUCGUUGGGAGACAAGGUUGUAAGAUCAAAGCGUUGCGCGCCAAGACCAACACUUAUAUCAAGACCCCCGUCCGCGGCGAGGAGCCGGUGUUCAUCGUGACGGGGCGCAGGGAGGACGUGGAGAUGGCCAAACGAGAGAUCGUGUCCGCCGCCGAGCAUUUCUCCAUGAUCCGGGCGUCCCGUUGCAAAGCGGGAGGCUCCGGAGGAGGAGGGGGCGGCGGAGGAGGAGGGGGCUCGCUUCCUGGACCGCCGCACCUCCCUGGACAAACAACCAUUCAGGUGAGGGUGCCAUACAGAGUGGUGGGUCUGGUAGUUGGUCCCAAAGGAGCAACCAUUAAGCGCAUCCAGCAGCAGACCCACACUUACAUUGUGACGCCCAGUAGAGAGAAAGAUCCCGUGUUCGAGGUGACGGGCAUGCCAGAAAACGUAGACCGCGCCAGAGAGGAGAUCGAGACCCACAUCACCUUGAGAACCGGGACCUUCGUGGACCUCCAGGGGGACAACGACUUUCACACCAACGGCACAGACGUCAGCCUGGAGGGCCUGGGCGCCCUAGGUGCCGGCCUGGGGGCUUCGCUGUGGUCCAGGGCCACCAACCACCAUUCGGCGCCCCCGCCACCGCCUCCCUCGCCGCCACCCGCCGCCAUCCCCAUGUCGGUCAACCGCAAGAUGUCCUCCUACCACUCGCACAACGGCAACAUUAGCGCCGACGGCUACGGAGGGGGCCGCAAGGGGAACGAGGGGGCGAGCCCCACUAGCCCCUUCAGCACGGGUUCAGGCGGCGCCGGCUUCACUUUCGGGGGCGACUCCACUCCGCUCCCGUCCUCGGAUGAACUGGGCUACGAAUUCAGCGCGCCCAACAUCUGGGCCCCUUUCGGCAAUGGCGCUAACAAGACGGGCGGACCCCCGCAGCCGCCGCUGCGACGCAACAGCAGCGGCCUGAGCGGCGGCGCCGUUACACCCCGCCUGUCCCCCACGCUCUCGCAGGACGCGGGCGCCGGGCCCCUGGAGCAUCCGCUUGCCCGCCGCGCUCAGAGUGACCCCCUGAGCGCGCUGUCCUGGUUGCAGUCGGGCGGCGCGGGGGGUGGCGGCGGCAGCUCCUCCUUCUCCGGGGGCUCCAGCUCCAGCUCGGGGGGCUCUUCCACCGGCUACUCCUCCAGCUCAACAUCCUCGCUGCCCGGCGGCUCGCCCACCGACUCGGAAGGCGGCGUGGGAGGCGUGGGCUUAAGCUCCGGGAUGCUCAGCCGACUGAAAAGCGCGCCGGGGGGUGUCCCGGUGGGCGCCGGCGUCAACAGGGACUGCUUCGUAUGCUUCGAGAGCGAAGUGACCGCCGCCCUGGUGCCCUGCGGCCACAACCUUUUCUGCAUGGAUUGCGCCGGGCAGAUCUGCCAGUCGGCCGAGCCCGAGUGCCCCGUGUGCCACACGCCCGCCACGCAGUGCAUACGCAUCUUCUCUUAACUCAUCCAUUGCCAUUGACAGCGAUAGACAUUCAAUCCAUUUUGACUGAGAGGAACAGUCCGUCACGGCCCACGGUCUUUCCAACCUUUACGGUACGAUACAUGUUAGUGACGGACGCCGUAAUACUUAAGCUGCCGUUGUUAGCCAUGGUCCUCCAAACGGAUUGGAUGACUAUCGCCAACAAUGGCAGCCAAUGCGUUAUUUUAAUAACGACAAAGCUGUUGGAACAAUAGCAAUAUCUUUAAACUGAUCCUUUAGUUCAGUGUUGCAAGUGCUAAUUUGACAGUUACUGUGUGCUUCAUGUAAAAACGGCUCAUUUUUUGAGCAAAUAUGGGUCGUCUUUCACUGUCAAUGGCAGUCAAUGAGGGGAAGUGAGGCACACCUGAACACACAGUGGACCAUAAUAAUAAUAAUGCAGCAUUACUAGAGACUGAUGCUGAAUCCUGAAUAAUAAUAAUAAUAAGGCUAUAGAUUUAUUUGCUGGGCGAACUAGUGUCUUAACUCUCUUCAGGCCUUGAUUUUUGCAACCCUGGCUUCCCUCACUCGUUCCUUUUGUAAUUGCCAGAUAUUUUUCCAGGAAGUCGUCGGGCGAGGCCUGCACUUUUCUACUAUGAAGUCGAUUCCAAUGAUUUUCUGAAGGGCCUCCCCCAGGCCCGGAGUUGGACACCUGUGACAUUAAUCCCAUCGGGUGUCGCCCCCCCCCCCCCCCUACCCAACCUCAUCCUCUCGUGGCCAUCAAGUCAGCACAUUGCAAAGGCCGUUCAAACAUCAACUGACAAUCCCUUUUGGCUCCGUGUUUACGAGUGAGAGCGCACAAGCCAUAAUAUCACACCUUUUCAUUGUGUGCUUUCUCUCUCUGGUAAAGAUGCAUGCGUGUCUUUGUGUGCGAGCGCGCCGGUUCACCUCCCCCACGGCAGGCUCUGAUCCAUGCACGCCCUCCCCCCACACGCGUGCACACUCCCAAUCCACCCACAUCCUGUCUGUUACACUUCCAUCGUCUCCUUAAGUGUUUUUUGUUAGCCUCUUCUAUGAAAGAGAGUGGCUUUUAAUGUCGCUCACGAAUGUGUUUUAAGCAGAGUUCCUGCCAUAUGAAAAAACGCCCCAAAGGGUGAAUUGAAGUAUUUUCUUGCCUGCUGUCCAAACAAAACACAAUCUUACCAUUUUCAUUCAGGUCUUCCCACCCUUUUUUUUUUUUGUUUGUUUUGAGUUGGCAGUUACUGCCUCCGUUUUUCUAGCGUUCGUUCGUAUGCGGAAUGUGCUCCAGACGCGAAGAAGCCAUGACAAACUCGAUUCUUCAAGGGCUUCCUCUGAUGUCUUUUUUUUUUAAUUGUUUUUUAAUUGUUUUGAUUUUUGUCAGGCUCACAGAUGAGGAAGAAUGGAGCGUAACCUUUAUGGCAGCUAGUGGCGAUCAUCCAGGGCUUCCACACACACAAAACCAACACUUUGUGUUCCAAUCCCAGCAAACUACAGAAUGUUUGGCUUUAUCUCUUAACCGGAAGCGCGUUGGUUCCCUUCAAAACGGUUUAUUUGAACUUCCGGUAGGCCGGUGAGAAUGUUAGGCUUAAUGUACAGUACUUUCAUUGUUGUAAAAGGAAAAAAAAAUGGUACAACUUUUUUCAGAUUGACUGCUGAUUUUUAUUUUUUUAGCCCCAAAUGUGUACCCCUCCCCCAUUUUCUCGCUUCAAGGUUUAAAAACAGGGUUUCCUGAGGCACGCUAGCCUGACCUCUGACCUUUCUUUUUUCCGAUUAAAGGGGGGGAUGCAAAGAGGAGCCUCGCCAGCGUAGGGGGGGCAGGGCGCCCGCCAGCCUGCCCCCGCUGCCUAUUUUUUUGCUUUAAAUUCUCUUUUGUACGCUGAACCAAAAUGUCCAAACUGUCAGCAGAAGAACUCGCGAGUGUAAAUAUCGGAACAAUCAUCGGCGUCUUUGAAAACGACAACUUGUAUCAUUUGUAAGUUAACCAUCUGCAUGUCAUUAGCUCAUUUUUAAGAUUUACACACACACAAAAAAAGACAUUUUUACACAUUUUAUUUUUACAAUUGAUUUGCUUACUUAAAUAUCCCAGACAAUAAUGUGACCGUUUAUUAAGAUUUAUUUUUAUUUUCCUUUUUUUUAAGAAAAAAAAAGAAAAAAAAAUCCUUAUUUUCUGUGUACUACAUAUAGGCAAUUUAUAACAAAAUGAGAAAAUUAUUGAAGAAAAUUUUAAAAUUGAAAUAUAUUUUAUUUGAAAGUUUAUGGACCUUUUAACCGAGAGCUGGGAAAAAUUGUAUCACGGUAUGAUUUGAGCUGGUUUGAAAGUUAUGAGAAAUGUAUCAAGAGUUUUAUUUUUUAUGCUUCUUAAAUAAAGUCUUCGGUUUUUGGUUUCAUUUUUUACUGUAAAAA